This is a messenger RNA of Venustampulla echinocandica, 1200 nucleotides long. RefSeq lists its product as uncharacterized. Bases 1 to 1200 code for a protein of 399 amino acids. The record is from RefSeq and is a predicted model, not a curated record. Gene Ontology annotation, molecular function: ferric-chelate reductase activity. Gene Ontology annotation, biological process: iron ion transport; copper ion import; intracellular iron ion homeostasis. Gene Ontology annotation, cellular component: plasma membrane. The transcript has 6 exons. Lineage: Eukaryota; Fungi; Ascomycota; Leotiomycetes; Helotiales; Pleuroascaceae.
AUGUACGCGGCAUAUAUUACCGCCAACGUCUACUGCCUCGAGUUCUGGAAAUUGACAGCUUCAAAGGUUAGGCUCCGUGCAGCGAACUUGGCCUUGAUCAACAUGAUGCCGCUCUUUCUGGGGCCCCAUCUUAGCUUCCUUGCAGAUUUAUUUGGUGUCUCCUUAAGGAUGUUCCGACCAGUCCAUCGCUUGGUAGGUAUUACGUCGUUCGCCCUUGUGCUUCUCCACGCCCUCCUCGUGAUCGUCCAUGGCACCGGGGCUUUCCCUUUAAGCGUGCCAGAGAAUCUGUACGCACUAAUCGGCGGGUCAGCUUUAUCUAUCCUCAUCCGCCUCUCUAUACCAGUCAUUCGCAAACCGUCAUACGAGCUCUUCCUCCGCAUACAUCAAGGCUUAGCUGUGCUACUAUACGUAUACAUCUUUGCAGGAAUGGUCGCUGCAUUGCUUGUCUUUCAAUACGGUAGCGUGGUCUUUCGAAAUAAGGCCUGGGGCCGCGGUCUUCCUCGAGCCUAUAUCACUUCGUUUAAUGGUACAGUUAGGAUUCGGAUCGCUGUGCCGCGGCCGGUCGAGAUCAAAGCAGGUCAGUAUAUCAACGUGUGGAUGCCUUCCGUUAGCUGGCAUAUCUUCCAGAGCCACCCUUUUGUGGUGACCAACUGGGUCGAGGGCAAGCAAGUCACUUUGGAGCUCUUCAUUCAACCACGAAGAGGCUUGACCCAAAGGCUCUUUAGCCAGGGGACGCUUAAUCCGCGUAGCUCUAUACCUCGCCUAGCGCUAUUCAGCGGACCGCACGGCAUCAGCAUACCAGUCGUAGAGUACGAGACCGUUCUCAUAGUCGCAACUGGCUUCGGUAUUGCUGCGCAGCUGCCAUACCUCCGCCAGCUCAUUCACGGGUAUCAAACCUGCAAAGCUCACAUUGGCGUGGCUACGGAGUCUCUGUUGAAUGAUGCGUUAGAUGAAGAUACUCUAGAUGAUAGUUAUAUUCUCUGUGUCUCGAUUUACGUCGAAUCAGAUGGUGUCUCCAAGGUGCCUUUCGGCCAACGCGCAACUAUCUUUCCAGACAAAGCAGACAUCGAAGGGAUCCUUCAAGACGAGGUGUCGGGGAAGUAUAUCCAAAGACUACAGAUAGCAUCAGAAGAAAAAAGCAAGUAUCUAGAGAUGGCGCGCUUAGAGAUCACCUUCGAGCUCUUGUUCGUCUACAUUUAG